This is a messenger RNA of Hydra vulgaris (swiftwater hydra), 1236 nucleotides long. RefSeq names its product NSFL1 cofactor p47. The record is from RefSeq and is a predicted model, not a curated record. Gene Ontology annotation, biological process: nuclear membrane reassembly; proteasome-mediated ubiquitin-dependent protein catabolic process; membrane fusion. Gene Ontology annotation, molecular function: ubiquitin binding. Gene Ontology annotation, cellular component: cytosol; nucleus. NCBI's taxonomy places the organism in Eukaryota, Metazoa, Cnidaria, Hydrozoa, Anthoathecata, Hydridae.
UGUCCUAAAAUUCCCCGUCUUAAAUAAUAAUUAUAUCAAAUUAAAAUGGCAGCUAGACAUGAAGAAAGUAAUCUAAUUGCUGAAUUUAUGCAACUAACUGGUGCUAACAGAGAGAGAUCUCAGUUUUAUCUUCAGUCGGCUAAUUGGCAACUUCAUGCAGCUGUUGACACUUUUUUUGAUAAUGAUGAAUUUGUAUCAGAAGAUAGAAAUGUUGGAACAGACGAAUUAUCUUCGGUUGAUACGGCUUCUGGUCAACGUAUGGAAAGUCCACAUAAAGUAGAAAAUCCUAUAAUUAAAAAAAAAGUUAAAACAAGUAGCAAAAGCGACCGUUUUAAAACAAUUGGACAGUUAAACGAAGAAUCUAGUAGUGAAGAAGAAGGUCAGGCAUUUUUUGCAGGUGGAUCCGAAACCAGUGGUCAACAAAUAUUAGGUCCAAAAAAAACAAAAAGUGAUAUAACCAAAGAAAUAUUUGAAUCAGCAAAACAACAUGGUGCUGUUACAUUACCAGAACAAGGCUCUUCUGAUAAUAAGAAAGUAAGUAAUAUUUUUAAAGGAGCAGGGUUUAAACUAGGUUCUGAUAUACAACCAUCAAAGCAAAUAACUCCAUCUUUAGCUGAAGAAGUACCUAACCAACUUACUAAGCAUGUUGCUAUUAAAUUUUGGAAAAAUGGAUUUUCUGUUGAUAAUGGUCCUUUAAGAAAUUUUAAUGACCCAGCUAAUAAAGAUUUUCUUUCAUCGAUUUCUAAAGGUGAUGUACCUGCAGAAUUAAAACGUUUAGCUCUCAACGGUGAAGUUCAUGUUGAUAUGGAAGAUCAUGGAGAUGAAGAGUAUAUAAAGCCAAAGGAAAUUAGAAAAUGUUUUGAAGGUGUUGGUCACACUCUUGGUAGUCCCACUCCACAGAUGACACAUGAAGUUUCAGUAAAACCUCCGUCUUCAAAUAAUAUUUUACAAUCAUUCUCAGUUGAUGAUAGUAAACCUGUUACUACAAUACAAAUUAGGCUUACAGAUGGUACACGACUUGUUUCAAAGUUUAAUUAUGAUAACACUAUUGAAGAUAUAGAAAAUUUAGUACGAAAUGCUAGACCCUUAACUGCUCCAUUUUAUUUAAUGACAACAUUUCCUAACAAGGUUUUAAAUGAUUUAAAAAUGACAAUUUCCGAUGCAAAACUUUUCAAUGCAGUUAUUGUUCAACGAUUAAAGUAAUUACAAGCUCGUUUAUAAUAUAUAUAUAUAUAU